AUGUCACGGAGUUCAAAGGACGGGCCUUCCAUAUGGCCGGGGAAUCCUACGCGGGACGUUAUCUUCCCGUUUACGCGUCCGCGGGUUAUGAUCAGAACGCAAAGCUCGUACAGCACCCCUCAAUCUAGUUUCGGUGAUGAUAGGCGAGUGCUGUCGAAACGACUCUGUGGCUGGAUGGAUAUGCUCAGCAUACUGCUGACUUGGCCUGACGUCCAGUGCUCCAUUUACUUCAGCACUUGUGUUAAGAUGAAACGGAUUGCAAUGGAUCCAGUAGCCCGGCCGUUGAACUCUCCUUCUACCUUGACAACGGCAGACUGCACUCCUCCGUUGAAUACGUCGCGCAACUUUUGGAACGCGACGUACAUGUUCUAA
Pleurotus ostreatus (oyster mushroom) is the source of this 372-nucleotide messenger RNA. RefSeq lists its product as uncharacterized. The record is from RefSeq and is a predicted model, not a curated record. The coding region runs from base 1 to 372 and encodes 123 amino acids. The transcript has 3 exons. NCBI's taxonomy places the organism in Eukaryota, Fungi, Basidiomycota, Agaricomycetes, Agaricales, Pleurotaceae.